AUGCCAUUCGGAUUGGCAAAUGCUCCAUCUAUAUUUCAAAGGACAAUGAAUAAAAUACUCGCAGAAGCUAAAAUAAAAUAUGCUUUAAUUUAUAUGGAUGAUGUUUUAAUUCCAGCUAAGUCUUAUUCUGAAGGAAUAAGGUUUGAAGUUAGUGCGAACGGUAUAAGACCGGGCUAUCAAAAAACAUUAGCUAUUUCAGAAUUUCCAAAACCAAAAAAUAUACAUGAUAUUAGACGAUUUAUCGGUUUGACAAGUUUUUUUAGAAGGUUUAUAAAAAAUUUCGCGAUUAUUGCUAGGCCGUUAACUGACUUACUUAAGAAAAAUUUUUCAUGGAAUUGGACAGAUCAACAAGAAAAUUCAUUUAUUACAUUAAAAAGUAAAUUAGUGGAAAGACCUAUAUUGGCACUCUAUGAUCAAAAGCUUGAAACUGAAUUGCAUACAGAUGCGUCUAAAAUAGGUAUAGCUGGAAUCUUAUUGCAAAAAGGGGCUGAUAAUUUGUUACGACCCGUUGCUUAUUACAGUCGAAAAAAUACUAGUGAAGAGCAAAGGAUGCAUUCAUUCGAACAAGAGACACUUGCGGUAAUAUCUUCAUUAAACAGAUUUAGAGUAUAUUUAUUAGGCAUAAAAUUUAAAAUUGUAACAGACUGUAGUGCCUUGCGUACAACUUUUACAAAACGUGAUCUUAUUCCACGUAUAGCGAGGUGGUGGAUUCAAUUUCAAGAGUUUGAUUGUGAAAUUGAAUAUCGACCAGGGAAUAAAAUGGGCCAUGUUGAUGCGCUUAGUAGGGGUCCUGUUAAUGAUUCUAAUCCGGAUACUGACUUACAAAUAUUAGACGUAUUAAAUUUCACCACUGAAGAUUGGAUAGCUACUAUACAGAAUAAUGAUGAGGAAAUUAAGAGAAUAAAGGAAAUACUGGAAUCAAAAAAUACUAAAGAUACCGUUGAUAUAUAUAAUAAUUAUCAGUUGAAAGGGGGUAAGGUUUACAGAAACAUAGAUGGAGGUAUUAGAUGGGUUGUACCAAGGGGUGUUCGAUGGCAAAUUCUACGCAUGAAUCACGAUGAUAUCGGUCACUUCGGAUUCGAAAAAACUCUUGAACGCGUAAGAUCUACAUAUUGGUUUCCUAAAAUGAGAAAAUUUAUUAAGAAAUAUUGUAAUUCAUGCCUAGAAUGUGCAUAUCAUAAAGUUCCGGGAGAAUACAGAGAGAGCAAUAGAGAGAGAGCAAUAGAGAGAGAGAGAAGCAAGACGCAGUCUGAACUCUACAUACUAAAC
Messenger RNA from Brenthis ino (lesser marbled fritillary), 1269 nucleotides. The record is from the annotation of a GenBank genome assembly. NCBI's taxonomy places the organism in Eukaryota, Metazoa, Arthropoda, Insecta, Lepidoptera, Nymphalidae.